Monodelphis domestica (gray short-tailed opossum) is the source of this 5762-nucleotide messenger RNA. The record is from RefSeq and is a predicted model, not a curated record. Lineage: Eukaryota; Metazoa; Chordata; Mammalia; Didelphimorphia; Didelphidae.
AGAGGAGGAGGAGGUAUUGGAUGGGAGUACUCAGCCCUGCCUGGGCGCCUUUGUGCUCCCUCACUCUAGCCGUCUAUGCUCAUAUUUGGAGUUGGCUGCUCUUGCCCAGGAAUUUCCCGUCAUGCCUCCCGAAGCCCUGUCGCCCGCAGCCGGGGAGGGACAGACAGCGGGGAGCCCGGCCAAGGCCACGGCGGCGGCGGCCUCCCUCUGCCCGGUCAGUCUGUCCAUCCGUCAGUCUGCCAGUCCCUCCAUGCGCCCGCUGCCGUGCGCCCUGUGGCUCUGCCUCCAGCUCUGCCUCCGCCUCGCCCCCACCGCCGCGGCCGCCCAGCAGCCGGCUCUUGCCCCUGCUCUUUGCCUCUCGUUUUGUUGGUGAAGACAACACAGUGAUGUCUGCAUUCAACUUGCUUCAUCUGGUGACAAAGAGCCAGCCAGUGGCCCAGCGAGCCUGUGGGCUUCCCUCAGGGUCAUGUCGGGAUAGAAAGAACUGUAAGGUGGUCUUUUCCCAGCAGGAGCUGAGGAAGCGCCUGACACCCCUGCAGUACCAUGUCACCCAGGAGAAAGGAACCGAGAGUGCCUUUGAAGGAAAAUACACAAGUCAUAAAGAUCGCGGAAUGUAUAAGUGUGUUGUUUGUGGGACUCCUUUGUUCAAUUCAGAAACCAAAUAUGACUCUGGUUCAGAAGGAAGAAAUUAAAAAGAAGAGAGAAAGAAAAGGGAAUUGGACUCUUCUAGCAAGCCAGAUAGGAGUUGCAGGUCAAGGAAAGGAGGAAAGGAGGAAUCAGUCACCUCAGCAAGGUCUCUCAGGGAAGACGCCUCACCUUACCCAUGCUACAGAGCUUUUCCCAGUCACCUCACUGGCAAGCCUCAAAUGCCCAAACCCACCAAGAUGCCAAGAACGCUGCCACGAGCUCCCAACGCGGAAAAAAGACCAACGUCUCUGAGAGAGAGAGUGUGAGAGUGAGGAAGAGAGAGAGGGAGAGAAGUGACACGAAAUACAUAGACAGUUCUUUACAUCCCAUCCUGCAUCUCACAUGUACCAAUGGCAGCUUAAGCUUGGCUUAGGACAGCCCAGGGAGUCUGUAAGUUGUUUCUUAUUUGUCACUUUCUAGCACAUGUCAGUUAUAGGCCAUCCUCCUCAACACUUAAUCCUUAAGUAGGGGUGUAUACAUUUCUGGUUGCUGGAUUUCUAAAGAAUAAGCAGGGUGGAGUCAAUCUAAAAUCCACAUAACCAAAUAAGACUAUUUCAUUUUCAUAUUAAACAAAAUAAAAGUAACCUAGCAAUUGCUUUGUUAUUGAUUAAGCAUCUAGUUCAUCAAAAAAAAAUUUAAACCUUUACUUUUGGUUUUAAAGUCAACACUGUGUAUUUGUUCCAAAGCAGAACAAAUGGAAAGGGCUGGGCAAUGGGGGUUAGAUGAACCUCCUGAAUAAACCAUUUUAAAAAUAUGGGUACUGGGGGAAGUUAGGUAGAUCAGUGGAUUGAGAGCCAGGCUUAGAGAUGGGAGGUUCUGGGUUAAAAAAAAAAAUAUGGGUACUACCAUUUAAAAACUCACCCAAGAUCUUCCAAGGCAAAAAGAUCUAUUAAUCCUCAGGCCAAUAUUGUGGUAGGGGAGAAUAGUCCACAAAUUCAUUAAUCAGGAUUGUACUUACUCAUAUGUCAAUAAAAGAAAGAUCCUUUACUUUAAUGAAAGUUAAGAGUGUGCUGUGAAAUACCAGAAGUGAGAUAUUAAAAUAUACUUCAGAAAAUUAAAAUAUCUUAUUUACAAAUGCAUUUGAAAUAAUUUUAAUGUGUCACCUCAGUAAAAGAAUUGUGAAGAAAAUGACAAUUCAAUGACAUAGCUAAUUGGUGUUCCAUGCAUUGGCUAAUGCUUAAUCGUUAACGGGGAUGUAUAUUAAAAUAAUAAAAACUAGGCUGUGUAUAGGAUUUUAAGGCUUCUAAAGCACUUUCUCUAGGUUAACUUAUUUGAUCCUCACAAAGCCCUGUGAGGUAGCUGAUUUUCUCUCUCCAUUUCACAGAGGAGGGAACAGGCUGAGAGAGAAGUCACUUAUCCAGGAUCAUCCAGCUAAGGAGUGUCUGAAAUAGGACCAGAACUUGGGUCCUCCUGACUCCCAAGGCUUUUCCCUAUCCACUGCUCUACCAAGCACUGUCACUGGGCAACUUAGCUGUCUCUCCAUGCUAGGAAUAUAGCUUAUCUUAAGAAUUUCUGAAAUUUAGGUUUAAUCGUGGAGACACCAGAGCUGUGAAAUGAUUUAAUUAUCCUUUUAACAUGAACAUGCUUAAUGGUUUCCUACUCCUGGAAGCCUGGGAAGAUUCACUUUUCUAGGUAUACCAUGAAUCCUUCCCUAUCAACUUUCUGGCCAUAAUACAUUUGACAAAGACCCAAUAACAGAUAUUGCAACUUAAUGCAGUCACUCCCUAACCCUUUCAAGGUCCUCAAACUUAUUUAAAAUAAUCUCUUUUCAUCCCCCUCAGGGUGAUAUCUAUUGGCCUGAGCUGCUUUCAACAAUGGGUCAAGAGGCUUUUGGAGCCCUACAGGUCCCAUGAUGAUGAUGAUGAUGAUGAUGAUGAUGAUGAUGAUAAUGGUAGUGGUGAUAUUUACAUAGCCCUUUUAAGAUUUGCAAAGUGCUUUGCAUCCAUUAGCUAAUUUUAUUCUCACAACAUUUCUAUGAGGCAGGCACUAUUAUUGUUCCCAUUUGAUAGAUGAGGAAACAGGCUGAGAGAAGCUGACAUGCCCAGAGUUACAUAGCUAAUAGACAUGUCUACAGAAGAAAUUAAAAUUGUCAUACUCCAUUUCUGCUACUCAGACUUAUGCCACGUAGCAUAGGUUCUGUGGAAUUGGUGCCAUUUCUAAGGUAUCUUAUGUUUAUGAUAGUCUUCUACUCCACUCUUGGGGGACCUUAAAAUUCUUUAUUACUUACUUAUUUAAUAUUUAUUGACUCUUUGAUAUUUUUAAGCCUGUUGAGCAAUGGUCAUGGACAUUGGGCGCUUUCACCAAGCAGAAAAUAAAUGGAGUCUCACAAGUUCAAUUGCUGCCCAUGAGAACCAUCAUAAGUGAUGGAGAAGUCUUAGAAAAGGACACUAUAGGAAAUGGAGACAAUAUUUUGUGUGAAUGUAAUGAUUCUCAGCUGAUCUUGGUCCUUAAUGGGAGGGUAGGGAGGAGGUUAAUUGCCAAGUUCUUUGGACCCCAGUCUUAGAUUAGAAUGUACCACUCCUCCUUGUCCCUGACCUGAAGGUCUUGGGUGACUUUUGACAAAAAACAUAUCUUUUGAGGAAGAAUGUGACCUUUGACUUACAUUUAUGAAUAACCUUGGAAUAAAGUCUGGAGCCCUUGAAAAAUUUUCUCUUUUUUUGAUGGAGUGUUUCAUAUAGAAACCUGGAGAGUUCUUGGCUGCAACCUAGUCAUUAGUCUCUAUUUGAAAACUGAUAAGGGAGGGGCGGAGUCAAGAUAGCAGUGUAGAGGCAGCAAAAGUUUAGACCUCUGAAAACCCUUCCUUACUGAUUACAAACUGAAUACUACUAGGGGACUGAAAAUAAAACCUAACAACAAGACAAAGCCAAGGAACCCCCCUAAUGGACUCAAUUAAAAAGGCAAACCCCCAAAAUCCAGAAUUUGAGAACACUUGGGUUUAAGGGGAAGGAAGAAGGAAGGUCCCAGGACACCCCCCCCCCCCCAGAAUGUUAAGCCUCCAGAAGCAGUAGGAACCUCUGGGUGGAAAAAGGUGCUGGUCUUGACGGAGUACCUUGUGGGCAGGGUUGUGCCAGGCUCAGAGCUUUGAACACAGGUGGUGUGGAAGGAGCUAGAGAGGGAACACAGAGCAGCAGCCUGGUCACAGCAGUGGAGACCCUCCAUAUUGCUCCAGCCUUCUAGGAGGUUUUGGUUUUAGGGCACAUCCAGCCCAACCCAGCUGAACUUAAUCCCAUCAAAAGUCUUCAGAGGUCAGGGAAGCUCAAACUCCAACACCCCUACUUCACAGACUGCUGGACUUUAAUACAAUCAAAAUCCUCCAGAGGACAGGGAAGCUCAAGAUCUAACACCCUUCCCCCACCGACUGCACUGGGAGAUCUCCUAACAAAGCUCUAAGAGGGGAGACUGACAGAAGACCCCAAAACCAAAAAAAUAAGAGGAGCAAGAGCACAGACAACUGUGGGGCAUAAAGAAGGGGUAAAUAUGAACAAGCAACAGAAAAAGAAAAAAGAAAUUACAAUCAACAGCUUCUAUACAGUCAAUGAACAAAAAGCAAAUGGAACAGAGGAGGAUCAAGGAAAGUCAAGCAAAAACACAGAAACUCCAGCAAAUUGGCCACAGGCUUUGGAAUAACUCAAAAUAAAAUUCAAAACACAAUUAAGAGAGGCUGAAGACAACUGGGAAAAGAACUUAAAAACUAAGAUAAGUCAUCUGGAAACAAAAAAUAGUGUCUUGAAAGCCAAAAUCAAUCAGCUGGAAAAUGAGGCAAAGGAGAUGAAAGAUGAGAUAAAGAGAAUGAAAGAUGACCUCCAAAGAAAAUCAGACCAGAAUGAGAAGGAUGACCAAAAAGCCAGGGAUGAAAUCCAGUCUUUAAGAACCAGAAUACAACAACUAGAAUUAAAUGACCGCACAAAGCAGUAGGACACUAUAAAACAAAACCAAAAGAAUGAAAAAAUUGAGGAAAAUAUGAAGCAUCUUAUUCACAAAACAGAAGAUUUAGAAAAUCACUCAAGGAGAGACAACUUAAGAAUCAUUGGUGUACCAGAAGAUCAUGACAAAAGAAAAAGUCUGGGCAUAAUACUACAGGAAAUUAGCCAAGAAAACUGCCCUGAUAUACUAGAACAAGAGGGAAAAGUAGAGAUUGAAAGAAUCCAGAGAUCACCUCCUGUAUUUAAUCCCCAACUGACAACAACCAGGAAUGUUAUAGCCAAAUUCAAGAACUAUCAGACCAAGGAAAAAAUAUUACAAGCUACCAAGAAGUCAUUCAGAUACCAUGGAACCAAAGUGAGGAUAACACAGGAUCUAGCUGCAUCCACACUGAAGGACCAAAUGGCAUGAAAUAUGAUAUUCCGGAAAACAAGGGAACUAAGUCUACAACCAAGAAUCAACUACCCAGCAAAACUGACUAUAUUCUUACAGGGGAAAGUAUGGUCAUUCAACAAAAUAGAAGAAUUCCAAGCAUUUGUAAGGAAAAGACCAGACCUGAAAAUAAAAAUUGAUGCCCAAACACAGAACUCAAGAGGUAAAUAAAAAAGAGGGAAAAAAUAAAAACAAAACAAAAAAAUCAAAAAAAUUUUUAAGAGACCCAAUAAGUUAAAAUGAUAUGUAUCCCUAUAAGAAAAGAGGUCAUUGGUAACUCUUAAAAAUUGUUAUUGUAACCUGGGCAGCUAGAAGAAUUACAAUUAGAGGGAACAGUGACAAAUUGUAUAGGAUGAAAUAACAAGAUAUAGAUAUGUAUAUAGAUAUAUGUAUGCACAGAUACAUAUACAUUUGUGUAUAUAUAUAUAUAUACAUAUAUAUAUACAACUAGAGCUACAAAAAGAGGUUAAUACUAAAAGAAAUGGGAAAGAAACAAAAGGGGGUAAAUUCAUAUGUCACAAAGAAGUUCAUGGCAGGAGGGGGGAGAACAUAAAUACACUGCAAGGGUAAAGAGGUUGGAGAUAGGAAAUACUCAACUCUUACGUGCAUUGAAAUUGGCCCAAAGAGGGAAGAACAAUCUAAUCCAUUGGGACAGAGAAUAGAUUUGCACCCUAUAGGGAAGUAGAAGGGUAACAAAUGGAGUGGUGGAGAGGGAAGCAGUA